CUGGAGAAACAGGAAGUGGCCGAGCUCCCUUAAAACGGCUGUCAUAAACAACAACACAGAAGGCAGCAAGAUGGUGUACGUGUCUAACGGUCAAGUCCUGGACAGCAGGACCCAGUCGCCAUGGAGAUUAUCUUUCCUUAGCGACCUUUUCUGGGGUGUAGUGGAGUUCAUUGGCCUGUUCUUCCAGACACUUGUCCAGCCAGAUUUGUCCAAUGAUGGCAACUCCAGUGCAUCGUCACGCUUCAGCGAUGGCAGAGGGCCUCCUGGUUUUCCUGGGCGGAGACGCAUGGGCAGAAUAAACCACGGUGGAGGCCCCAGUCCUCCUCCAAUGGGUGGUGGAGGAUGAGGAAGGUAAACGCCUGCACUCUGAUGCAGGCGUAGUGGAGUGUGUUGGGUUGAGACGUGGCUGAACUCUGCUCAUAUAAGCUCUGCAAAGCAGAGAAUCUGACCAGUGAUGCUGUCUUAGAUGAACACCCAGGCCCAUCACACUCUUCACCCUCAGGCUGCUUCUGCAUAGCAGAUUUUUGAUGCUGCUCUGGGAAUUCCUAUCAUUAGGGGCUGGAGUAGCUGAAUUCAGCAGCAAUCCUCCACUCUUUUUGUCAGGUUGGACCUCUGUUAAAUAAAGUUAAAAGCUUCAGGAUGUGACAGAUUCUAUAUGUUUUUUUUUUGUUAUAUGUUACAGUAUAAUAAUAAAGUUGAAGUGUGGAAUUG
This is a messenger RNA of Colossoma macropomum (tambaqui), 711 nucleotides long. RefSeq names its product selenoprotein K (gene selenok). The record is from RefSeq and is a predicted model, not a curated record. The transcript is spliced from 5 exons. Gene Ontology annotation, biological process: calcium ion transport; endoplasmic reticulum calcium ion homeostasis. Gene Ontology annotation, cellular component: Golgi apparatus; endoplasmic reticulum membrane. NCBI's taxonomy places the organism in Eukaryota, Metazoa, Chordata, Actinopteri, Characiformes, Serrasalmidae.